Cherax quadricarinatus is the source of this 8336-nucleotide messenger RNA. RefSeq lists its product as uncharacterized. Lineage: Eukaryota; Metazoa; Arthropoda; Malacostraca; Decapoda; Parastacidae. The record is from RefSeq and is a predicted model, not a curated record.
GAUAAAAUUUGCGUGAUGACGGCAACAUCGCCUACAGUCAAGAUGGCUGCAUGUCUCCCGCAAGACGGAGACUUAAGUAAUCCCGACAAGCCUGGCUCUACUUCCAACUCUCAAUCAUCGAAACAGCCAGCCAGUUGUCCUCAAGGGGGAGCUUUAGCUUUAAGUGCCACUUCGGCGGAAAUCAAGCUGGAGGGUGACAAGGCAUAUGAUGAAGUAGCAAAUUAUAAUGAAGAGGACCUAAGGAGUCUUCUGGAAGAGGUCACGAAUGCUAGCAAGAGAAAAAACAAGAACACCCUCUCACCCUAUGCCCUGGCUUUAAUUCUCAAAGAGCAAGAUGCUCUUAGGGAAGAGUCCAGCUCUGGAGACGACACUAGGGAUUUAGCCUAUAGACGUCGAAAUAAAAAGUCACUUGUAGGACGUAGGGAUCAGUCGAACGGAGAUCAAUCAGCUGCUGCACGUACAAGUACCGGUGGAUCACUUGGCUCCUUACACGACCUCUCAGAGACAAAACAGCCAAAAAAAGUUGCUGGCCCCAAUCAGGGUGUGGCAUCACGCUGCAGGGAGGGUGGUUCAUGUGGAAACUUAUCACGUGGUUCUUUUGAGACCGUAAAGAGAAAGGGUCGUCGUCCUAGGGAUGCUGCUCGAGCAAGCACAAGCCAACGAGAAGGAGGUUCCUUACAGAAUUUAAACAAGACAGAAGCAGCUUCAAAUGAUUCAAAGAAGCUCCACAAGUCAGGCAGCUUGAGUCAAGUCUGUUCUGAAGUUGCUGGUGGUGCUCGCAGUAAGAAUCGACGUCAAAAGACUGCAAGUGAGAGCUCCAGCUGUAGGUAUUCUCGCCGUUCUGAAGAUCGUGAAGCAGGAGAGGAAAGCUCUGGAGAUGAAGCCAUUGUGGAUAAUCGCUGCCGACUACUAGCACAGUCCCCUCACGCUACAGAACAUACAUUUCCUCCAGAAGGUGUUGGUGGGGCUUCUGGAGGAAUUGACCCCGAUAUUAGCAAUAAUGUAGAGGAUUCUAUGUCGACACUACGUCUUCAUGUUUUCCCCCCAACCCAACAGGAUGUGGCCUCAGCGGGGGAAACUACUGAGGAGGAAGAUGACCCUAGAGAGGAGACUAGGAUAGAGCUACAAAAUGUUACUUGCCACAGGGCUGAUUUUGAUAACUCACAUACUGAAGUAGAUAAGGCAAUCAGCUUUAGCCUCGGUCGGUCACAGGAGGACACUAUGCUGAGCAGCUGUGGCCGUCGCACGCUACCUCUUCAGGACUCCCAAUGUGUUACUUCAGUCUUUAAAGAGGAAAAAUUAACCAACAAAGGGUUAGAAGAAGAAGGUUUAGGAAAGCGAAAACUUUUGGCAAGUCGAAGCGAUAGUGGGGGCAGUGAGAACAAGUCAUCUUUGGAUGAAAAUGGAAAUCCUGUGAUGUCUACUUCAAGCAGUUGCGUUGUAACUCCAUUGUCGGCUAGUGAGCGUUCCAAUGCUUUGGUUAUGCAGACUCACCAUACUGCACGCAAAAACGUGAUGAACAAUUCUCAUAAGGAUGCAAGCAGGUUUGAUCGUGUCAAAGCUAGAAAUGACAAGAAAAAGGCAAACAAAGAAAAGGAUAUUGUCAACAUUAAAGAGACGCCUGGCUUCCGUGGUGACCAAGACCUCAAUGAUAUCCUUAAAUUCCUUGGAGCUGAGAUUGAUUCUACAAAUGGGAAAAAUAAAAAGAAACACAAAGGGAAGAAAGAUGAUAAUCGAGAGGACAAGGAAGGAAAAAAGAAAAUUAAAAAUUCUGAAAAAUACAUAGAGGAUAAUAAUGUGGAAAAAGGCAAAAGUGAUGAUGGUCGGUGGAAAGUUAACGAGGGCAGUAGUACUGUUGUGGGUGAAGUUUCUCAUGAUAAUAAUAGGAGAAGUAGAGAGAGAGAAGAAGAGAAAAAGGUAAAUAAUAAUAAGAAAAAUAAGAAUAAUGAUAAAAAAACUAAGAAAGAUUCUAGUAAUUUGCGGGAGUCAAGCAGUGUUGAAGAUCUCGUAUCUAAGUGCAGACAAAGUGACAGUGUACGCGAUAUACGUAAACAAGUGACGGUAGAUGAUGGGGAUAUGCCUCUGACUAUUUUAAAUACAUAUCACAAUAAUAAAAAAGUUGAUAAAAUGAAUAAUGUAAUCCCAGAUGGACCUUACAUAAAGGAGCCAGUAGUAGUAGAUAUCAUAAAUGACAAUGAGAUUAAUUCACUUCAAGUUACUUCAGAUUUUGCAGCUGAUUUUUAUAGUGCAGGAGACUCAUUCUUAACUACAGAUGUGUCUCAUACCCCAUCAUCACCAUCUGGUGGUGACUUUGAAGUUGUGAGUAAUAAAAAAAAGAGUAAACGAUAUAAAAAUGGGCCUCAUAUGGCAUCCUUGAAUUUGAAGAGUGGGGGGUCAGACAAAGUGAGUAGUAAUAGGAACACAGGGAGCUCGUAUAGUGACGAUGGGAUACGUUGCUCACGAUUUGUUCAGAGUAAGGCAAAUCAGAGAUCGAGUGGAGGUUAUGAAAGACCUCAUAUUAAUUUUAUGGAAGGACCACGCACAGCACACGAAAACUUCUGGGCACAGUUGGGUGUUGGUGAUAGGUAUGGGGGAGAGCGUUACACAGCUACAACCACAAGUGCCCCCCAUAGUGAGGAUUCAGGCUCAGAUGGGGAUGAUUCUGUACACUCUAUGCCUGUUCCUUCCAUAACACCUAGGCCUGAUGUCCGUAAGCCUCCACCUUCUUCAGAUUCAACACCUCAAGCCUCUUAUGCAAACAUUGCUAAGCUUGCUGCUUCGGCUAAUCGUGCGCAAAUGAAACGAAUGUCUCCCUCAGUUGGGCAGCCUGGGACUGUUGUUCAUAAAGAAUUGGAAGUUGAGCAAAGUUUCAAUGGAAAUGUGGAGCAAUCUGAUUCAAAGCCACCAGUUUUGAAUGAAUCUCGUCCUAAUAUUUUAGAUGACAAUUUUCCAUCGUUAGCUGAAAGUUUAGGGGGUAUUGGGCCUCCUAGUUCAAUAUCUGCUUUGAAAUCAAAUGAUGUACGGACCAACCCGAGUGAUAAUGUAAUGCAGUCUGGAAGCAUUUCUGUAGUGCAUAGCCUUGAUCAUCUGAAAGAAACUAUUACUUCUGAUGAAUCUAAUUGUGGGCAGAGAGAGAAUAUAGAGCAUGCCUUAUUACCAAUAACAGGUGCUGCCGAGGGAGCAGCAGAGGAUAAAAGACCAAUUAAGUCUCCAAUUGAAUGUGUGUCAAGCCCUUCAUCACAAGCUCAGCAGUUUCAGCAAACAUCUGUCCAGCCUCAAGACCAGCAUCAUCAUUCACAUCAAAUACAACAGCAACAUCCUCAGAUUCAGCCGAAUCACCAUCAUCAGAUAAGUAACACUCAGCAACAGCAUCAGCACACUAAACAUCAGAAUAUAAUUUAUCAACAGAAUACUCAUCAGACUGCCCCUCUGCAGCAGCCAGUACCACACAGCCAAUACCAGCGGCAAAAUUUCUAUCCCCAUUCAAGUUCUCCACAAAAUUCUCUUCACACAAAUCAUCAACAAAAACAAACUCAACAGUUAUCCCAGCAACCUCAGCCUUCUUUGCCUUUUGCACAAAAUACGCAACAGAAACAGCACCUCCCACAAACUAUACAACCUCAGUAUCCGAAACAGCCUCUCCAAAAUCCACAGCCCCAGCAAAAUGUACAUUUACAGUCAAGCCUCCAUUCCCAGCAAACUGCAUAUCCACAAUCUAGUAUGCAUUCCCAACCAAGCUUGCAGUCCCAUCAGAGCCAUAUUCCCCAACAGAAUGAGAACCCACAGCUAAACCCACAUUCCCAACAAAUUGCUCAUCCCCGACAAAAUGUGCAUCUACAGAGUGUACAUUCACAACAGAACACAAAUCCUCAACAAAAUUCAAACCCUCAGCAAAACAAUUUACACCUGAAUUCACACUCUCAGACAUAUUCACCUCAAUCCAACUCUCUCAAUCAACCAAUUUCGCCUCGCCAACAGAACCUACGUUCACCUCCUAACCCACAUUCCCAACAAAACUCCCAUCCUCAACAAAGUUCAUAUCUUCAGCAAAGUCCAAAACCCCUGCAAAACUCUCAGCCCCAGCUUAUUACACAUCCUCAGCAAAGUUCACAUCCCCAGCGGAACUCUCAGAGUCAGCAAAGUAUGCCACCUCAACUGACUCCCAAUCAAGAGCAAACUUCUCAGCCAGAACAAAAUAUGUUGCCUGAAGAGUCUUCAGUUCCUUUGUUUAGCAGUGCAAAUGGGCUGUUAGUAGGUGAUGCCAGUGAGGACAAGCAAUCUCUUGGUAAUAAAAGCCAAGGUAAACAAACUAAGAAUGGGUCGGUGGCACCCAGUGUUCAGUCAGGUGAUACUAGUCGUAUGAAGAAGAUGGAGCCCGCAGUUGUAUUUACAGACAAUGCCAAGUUCAACCACAGUGUCAGUGGAAUUGAAUUUGGCUUUGGGUUUGAUGAGCCCAUUGUGACAACUAGUGAUACUGAUGUAAGAGAAAGUAGCAGUUGUGUAUUAGAUAAUGAAGACAGUAAUUGUAAUAACAACCACCUCUUAAAGAACAAUAUGAUAGUGGCUAAAGACUUCAGCAAAUGGUUUAAAGCACCCAAGAAUGAUAAGAUUAACUACAACUAUGAAGAACUCAUUAGACAUGUUUCUAAAGAAUGGGUAGUGACGUUACGGUUAAUGGAAGAGGACCCUAAGAACAUCCAGUACUGGAGAGCUGCUGCGAGCACAGAAGAAGCAUAAUUUGGGUGUGCAACUUUGUGUGCCUUAGGGGCAGGGAAAAGAAAUAAGGGGAAUUGUUUCCCUAUAUACUGAAUGCCUUUACAAGAUAAUUGCAAAAUAUGCAAACUCCAGAUGGUGAUCGUUAUCAGUGACUGGCUAGCUAAUAAAUGUGUGCAUGUUGCAUCAUCUUGUAACAGUGUGGAAAGAACACUUUUUAAAAAAGUUUGUGGAUAUACUGUACAUAACAUGUAAAUUAUGUGAAAUAUUGACUUGAAAAAGUCUGCAAAUUAAUAAUAAAAAUACUGUAUAGAAGACUUCAUAAAUGGCAGACAAGAGUCUAAAUAUCUCAGGCCACAGUGACUCGGAGGAAUUUGUAAUAUUUAUACAAUAUAUCCCCCAAAGAUGAUCUCUGCCUAAUAAAUUGUUAUACAGAGUAUCAUGCAAGAAAUGACUGAUUUAUGUACGAGUAAGGGUGUAUAAGCAUUUCACCACCUCAGGUGUCUUUAAACAAAGUUAUUUAUAAAAUAUACUGGAGUGGUAUUAAUACUUAUGAAUAUGCUCUUAUUAACACUAAUUUAAAACAGUGUUUUCCAAACUUAAGAGAACGAAUUGUGAAAAAUAACUCAUCAAUACAGUGAUUCGUGUUGUGAUCUUGUUAUUCCUCUUCAAAGAAGACUACUACUUUGGAGCAGGUUUUGUCGGGAGUGUAUCCAGUUAUUCUGUUGUCCGGUCCAGAAACACUUAACUUGGGAUGUAAAAAAUAUAUAUGGUGAAAUAUAUCGUUUGGCUUCUGCUGCUCAUACAAACAUUUAAAGAUGCAAAUGCACCGUGUUUUCCUGCAUAUUGUGAUACUUAACACGCUGUGCUUGAGGUAUUUACCUCCAUAAAGUGUCUUUUAAAUCUUCUAGUCUCAUGAACUAUAGUAGUAAAGACCUACUUAAAGGUGCAACUCCCCAGUGGUCUAAAGUUAAGGACAAGAAUAGAAGGACUUAUGGGGAGGACUAUGGCAUCUUGUGGAGGCUGCUUUACAUAUUAUAAAUGCCCCCAUCAGAAGCUGGUCAAUUAGGUGGUAGACCAGGGCAUUCCUAUUGGAAUUCUCUCAAAGACUGUAGCAGUGGUGCCUCAGUGUACAAAGCCUAGAUGGGUACUAUUGAUGUUGCCAUUAAUUGUUAAAAAAAAUUACUAAUUGUGUAUCUUAAUGUUUUUGUACAGAGUACUUGUUUUGAAGAUUUAUAAAGAAAAAUUUGUUAAAAUUCUUGAGAUUUGUUGUUUUCCCCUUAUUAAUGAUCAUUAAAAACUGUUUGUGGCAACACCAUUCCAACAUCCUUCUCCCAAGGCUAACCUGCAGUUGUGAAGUGGACAGAGACGAGGUUUGGUAGCAGCACUACAGUGUGAUAACAUUAAAGUCAUAUGGUCAUUAUAGUUGUCUGUGCAAUGUGGUUACAUCUAACUACUACAUAUAUUACUGGAGUAUAACCAGUGGUAAUUUCUAGCCUGAUAUAGUGGUGUCUUAUUAAAGGUAAUUUUAUUCGAACUCAGAUCACCAAGUAUAAAUAAGCCUCAAAUCUUCCUCCUAAAGAUUUUGAGCAAAUAAUCUUUUCACAUAAUGUUCGCUGCCAGACUUUUCAGCUAGCUUCUCUACUGCCUGCAUUUGCUGUAUGCACUUUGUCCCAGAUAGGUGUGAACUGGGCCCACUGUUGACAUGUUAUUUAGGCUGUGUUACUUUGUUGUGCAGAGUUGAAUUUCUGCAGUUACAUGCUCUGCUGUAUUCCCAAGAGAACUAAGUAGUUUUGUGUAACAGUGAGUAUCUAGUAUCUUUGUAAUGGUUAUGUCAUCUGUUGAGAAUCAAAAAAUUUAAUGUGUACAGUGCAGUGAAAUGUUUCAGAAAAUAUUUAACUACCAGGAAAGAUCUAGUGAAAAGCGUAAUUCAAGUGCACGAGUUUAUGUGCGUGUUUGCUGGCUCGUUGCUCCAGAUAUGAAAAACUUCCAGAUACUAGUGCUCUAAAUAUUCACUCCAAAAACUGUUCUGCUGCUUUGGGAGCAUUUCCCUAUAUAAAAAUAUUUAGAGACUUAUACAUGAAAAUAUUUUCAUCAGAUCUCUUCUGUAAUGUGCAUAAACCAAAGAUUAUUUGAACUAAGCUGUCCAUUAAUUGGUAGCUCUCAGCCAUGCUCUCGGUGACCUGAAACAGCUCACAGACUACCUUUGGAAGGUUAACUAAAGUAAGCCACACAAAUUUAUUUAUGUAUGCAUAACCAUAUAUGCAUCAGAUGUGCUUCACAGCAUAUGACAGCUAAUAGGACAGUGUGCCCAGUGGAUUGUGUGUGAAUGUGGUGUCUUUGACACACUGCCAUGAGUUAGCCUGCAAUCCUUUUCAGUCUUGAUGUCUUGGGGAUUAAUGGUAAUGGAGCUCGUAAUGAGCUUCAUUUAACUGUGUUGUAGAACCCACCCUUUUUUAUUUUUUGUUAAUUGGUUGGUGACUUGUUGAAGCACCAUCUUAUUGCUUUUCAUCUGUAUAUUUCUUUAUGGGGGCUGCUGCUUAAUUGCCUCCUAUGUUAGCUGCCUAUAUGAGCCUGUACAAAUCUUGAGUUAUAUUUUUGCUUGUGUUUGGAUGAGAAUGCUAAUUUUUCUUAACGGAAUAUUGUCAUGUAUAAUCAACUUAAAUCUCUAGUUGAUACUCUGAUUUCGUAUGCAAAACUUGUAUGAUGUAUGUAAAAUUUUUUGGGUACUGUUAUUAAAUUUAUUUUAUUAAAGACAGCAUUCAAGCAUUAUACAGGCUUAUUAUUGCAGCUUUGAGCUGCCUUCUGUUCUGAUCAACGUACAAAGGCCUUGUUUUUCCCUUCAUUUCAGUGCUCUGGAGGAACGUCUGCUUCAUCUGUCUAAACAAUCACUCCCAGCUGUUUAUAGAAUUUUAUGAACUGUAAGCAGUACUAUCUCACCCUUGCUGUUGACUUAAUCUCAUAACAUUUCAUCAAUCUGUUACCAGGUGAUUGUAUCAUGUUAAAUAGAAGUAACAGCUGCCGUCGCCAGGCAGCUCUGCCAUGUAUCAUAGACCUCACUCAUGCUGUUAGCAGAUAACCUCAGUAACUCAAAACAUUUGCUCCUUUGUUAACAGCAUCAGGGAUAGCCACAGAAUACAGUGCUGUGAAUGAAUAUUCAGAAGUGUUAGCUUUCUUCACUAAUUAAUUCUGGUAAGUUUCUAAGUUUUUGGUUAUGUAAGUACAGUCAAUAUUGUGGAGGUAUAGGUGUCGUCUUCCAUCAAGGUUUAUAUGUGAUAUGACUAUAAUUAUUCCAGUGGAGAGAACACUCCAAAACAUGAGGGUAUAUGUUUCUGAAAGAUGUAGAUAUGGAAGGAUUAUUUAAUUUCUUGAUUUUUUUUUUUUUAUUUUACCUGGUUACUCGUUCAAUCUGGGGACAACACAGUCAGCUACUUAUACUUGUUCAUUGCCAUACCUGUAAAUGAUUCACUGUAUUCUGAAGGCAUUUCUCUUAGUAAUUCAUUGCUGAAAUGAAGUCAUUUUCCGAACAGACAAUGUGUGCAAUGUUUCAAGGCAGUUGAAAAGACCAAUGUAUUCUGCAAUAAAGUUUCACUGCAAACACUCGCAGACUGUAAUGAACAUGA